Messenger RNA from Loxodonta africana (African savanna elephant), 1965 nucleotides. RefSeq names its product chloride intracellular channel 6 (gene CLIC6). The record is from RefSeq and is a predicted model, not a curated record. The transcript has 6 exons. Gene Ontology annotation, molecular function: D2 dopamine receptor binding; D4 dopamine receptor binding; D3 dopamine receptor binding. Lineage: Eukaryota; Metazoa; Chordata; Mammalia; Proboscidea; Elephantidae. The coding region runs from base 1 to 1965 and encodes 654 amino acids.
AUGGCGGAGGCCGCGGAGCCAGAGCGGGGAGCCCCGGCCCCCCAGGGGCCUCCCGAGGGCCCGGCCCUCCUGGCGGAGAGCCCGGGCGAGCCGGGGGCUACGCGUCCCGAGGCUGAGGGGCCGGGGGCCGGCGAGGCGCCCGCGGAGGCGCCGAGGGCCGAGGGGGCGGGCGCGGCCGCUGGGAUCCGGGAAGGGGGCGGUAGGCCGGCCGCAGGACCGACGAGCGAGCGGGCGCCAGGCGCGGACGGUGACCCGGGAGCCGGAGCGCAGGGCGCGAGGGGCGUGGGGGCCGGGGUGGAGGAAGCCGCGGUGCGCUCCCCGGGACCAGAGGAGGCGGGCGGUGAGGAGCAGGUGGAAGAGACGAGCCUGGGGCGCGGCGGGCAGGGUCAGGCCCAGGGGGAGCCCCCAGGGGAACUCGCGGCCCCCGAAGCUGAGGAGGAGGCGGAGCGCGGGCCGGAGGCUCCAGGAGCCCGCGCCCGCGAGGUGCUGGGGGACAGCGUGAACGCCAAGGGCCCGGCGGGAGGCAGCGUGGAGGCCGAGGGGUUGGCGGGGGGCAGCGUGGAGGCCGAGGGGCCGGCGGGGGGCAGCGUGGAGGCCGAGGGGCCGGCGGGGGACAGCGUGGAGGCCGAGGGGCCGGCGGGGGGCAGCGUGGAGGCCGAGGGGCCGGCGGGGGGAGGUGUCGAGGCCGAGGAGUCGGCGGGGGCCGGCGUGGAGGCCGAGGGGUCGGCGGGGGCCGGCGUGGAGGACGAGGGGUCGGCGGGGGCCGGCGUGGAGGCCGAGGGGUCGGCGGGGGCCAGCGUGGAGGCCGAGGGGCUGGCGGCAGAGGCGCACGGGGCCGAGGGCGAGCCCCAGGACGGAGGGGACCGCAGUUCCCAGCCCCAGGCUGAGGCUGUUGAGGCCGGGGAGGCUCCUGGCGAGACGGGGGUCCCAGGAGGAGAGGGGCCCGGGAAACCGGCCUCCGAAGGCGCGAGCGCAGACGCUGGCGAGGACCGAGACGCACCUGGGCGCGAGGGGGAGAUGCAGGAGGAGGAGACGGAGAGGCAAGAGUGGGGAUCGGAGGAGCCGAGAGGGGAAGCCGCAGCCAGAGGCGAGGCGGAGCCCCCCGACAGCAGCCCCGAUGCGGAGGCGGCGGUGCCCAGGGGCGCCGCGGAGCCGCAAGACCAGCUCAGCAACCACCUGGCCGAGGAGGUGGCCGGAGUGAAUGGCCGACAGGAGGACUGCGAGGCGUCCGAGGAAGGGGGUCCCUGGCAGGAGCACGACAUCACUCUCUUCGUCAAGGCUGGUUAUGAUGGUGAGAGUAUCGGAAAUUGCCCAUUUUCUCAGCGUCUCUUUAUGAUUCUCUGGCUAAAGGGAGUUAUAUUUAAUGUGACCACGGUGGACUUGAAAAGGAAGCCGGCCGACCUGCAGAACCUGGCGCCUGGAGCCAACCCUCCUUUCAUGACUUUUGAUGGCGAAGUCAAGACGGACGUAAAUAAGAUCGAGGAGUUUUUAGAGGAGAAGCUAGCUCCCCCGAGGUACCCUAAGCUGGGGACCCAACACCCUGAAUCUAACUCCGCAGGAAAUGAUGUGUUUGCUAAAUUCUCUGCAUUUAUAAAAAACACCAAGAAGGAUGCAAAUGACAUUUAUGAAAAAAACCUCCUAAGGGCCCUGAAGAAGCUGGACAGUUACCUAAGUAGCCCUCUGCCUGAUGAGAUAGAUGCCUACAGCACCGAGGACGUCCCUGUCUCUGGAAGGAAAUUCCUGGACGGGGAUGAGCUCACCCUAGCCGACUGCAACCUCUUACCCAAGCUCCACGUCAUCAAGAUCGUGGCCAAGAGAUACAGAGAUUUUGAAUUCCCUCCUGAAAUGAGUGGCCUCUGGAGAUAUUUGAACAAUGCCUACGCCAGGGACGAGUUCGCAAACACGUGUCCAGCCGACCAGGAGAUUGUACACGCAUAUUCAGAUGUGGCAAAAAGAAUGAAGUGA